This is a messenger RNA of Elgaria multicarinata webbii, 1418 nucleotides long. It is a transcript of the gene HAUS8, whose product is annotated as HAUS augmin like complex subunit 8. Bases 67 to 1203 code for a protein of 378 amino acids. Gene Ontology annotation, molecular function: microtubule binding. The transcript has 10 exons. The record is from RefSeq and is a predicted model, not a curated record. Gene Ontology annotation, biological process: spindle assembly; centrosome cycle. Gene Ontology annotation, cellular component: cytoplasm; nuclear microtubule; centrosome. NCBI's taxonomy places the organism in Eukaryota, Metazoa, Chordata, Lepidosauria, Squamata, Anguidae.
CCUGCGAGCGCCGGAGGAGGAGGGAUCGGGGCCCGGCCUCGCGUCUCUGCCCGCAGCGAGCCCGACAUGGCCGAGGGGGACACGAGCACCAGGCCCAAGCAGAGAGGAGGAAGAAUCGUGCCCUCCCGUUACCUGCAGUAUGAAAGGAAAACAGCUGGAAAGGAAACUUCAGACACCAGCCUGUCGUUCGCCAGAGGGCCGGACAGGGUCGCAUCUCCAAAGAGGCCGUCGUUUCAAAAACGCAAAACCUUGGCAGAAACCACUGCUAGCGCAUUGCAGUCAACCAUGCUGGACAAACAUGGGGUUUCCCGGCCUGACCUGGAGCUUUCUGCCAUCAAUGACAAAAGCCGCCACCAGACCCCGGUUUUGAAGCCGAGCGUAAAGAGCAGCUCCAGGAAAAAGCGGACUUUGGUGAGUGCCGACGGGUCAUCGGGCGUAGGACGUGUUUGCCGUCCGUGCGCAUCUCAGGUAUCUUCUGAUUGUGAGGAUCUGAUUGCGUUUCAGGACUCUCAGACUCUGCUGCUAAUGAAUGCCUCCAUAAAGAUGGAGAAAAACCUGGCCCUUCUGGAAGGGGAAGGCGAAAGGAACUUGUUUACGCUGUUCGAGGAAGCGGAGAGGCUGCAGAGGGUCGUGCACGAGAAGAAGCGCCGGCUGCAGCGGCUGAGGAAAGAGCAUGAGCUCACGGAAGCGCUGGACAGGCAGCUGGAAGUGCUCAGCCCGGUUUCCAAGCAAGGCGCACGGUUCAGAGAGGAGUACAAGCACUUUGCCACGGCCCUGGACUCGACGAGACACGAGCUGCCUACAAAGGAUAUCUACUUGGGGGAGAAUAAAUGCCAAUAUCUAGCGGACUUGCAGAAAGGCCUGGCCGAGACGCAGGGCGUCCUGGAGAAAGCCUUGCUGCGGCACUCGGAGGAAAACGCCCGGGCGCUGGGUGCGGCGAAAGAGCUGGAGGAGGCCUCCUUGAAGCUCUACGAAGAGCUGCCGAGGACUUUUGCGCAAGUCCUGGACCUGUCUGCCGGCGUGAGCAAAGAGUCCUCGCUGCAUUACCAGAAAGUGUGCGAAGACACCCUGGGGCUGGAGACGGCGAAGCAGCUGUACUUCCGUCAAGCCGGGGGCACGGCUCCUGGGCCGGUUUUUCCGUCGGCUGAAGCUACGGCACCCCGUGUGUUAUUCCCUGUUCCCCCCCUCCAUUCAAGCUGCUGAGAGGGUCCGUCUCCAAGAGGUAGCCUGGUACCGAAGAACUGAGCGCCGAUGGCAGGAUUUACUGAGAGCGAGAGACGGAAGGCACGAGGGGAACCAAGAUGCCUCCCCUUUUUCUCCCCGUUUCUUGAGCUCAUUAUUCCCAGUUGACUAAGAUAUGCACCUUACAACACUUGUGUUGUUACUAUUAUUUUUUAUUAAAACACUUUUGCAUUGCA